AUGCCAUUCCUCACAGCGAUAGCCUCCUCCAGCAGGAGUGGGUGCGCCAGACUGGCUCCCAGGCCCGGCAUACCUCGGAAUCUAGGCACGUUGCCCAAGUGGGCGGCAUUUCGAACGCCCAUCUUCGUGCCGCUUCCGCCUCGCUCGACCCUCCUCCGGCCCCCAUCAUCCGUAUGGAAGAGAGACUUCCGCUCUUCCCCUCCUCGGCGAGAUAUCUUCUUUGCGAGCUUCCCAGCGCUAAAGAGCGGUUUGCUGGGUAUAACAAGAGCUAGUCUGCUGUUUCUGCCGUUUGUAUUCCGGUACAAGCUAUGGAAGAAGUAUAGACGGACUUCAUGGCUGCUCAUCCAGAUUCCAAUCUUCGCCCUUUGCAUCGUCUUCGCGCUUGGUCUGGAUCAAAGCCCAAGAACAGGCAGAUGGAGGCUGCUACUCAUGACAGAGGGCGAAGAGAUGGCCUGGUCAGGAAGAAAACACGCCGACAUACUCAAGAACGACGGUCCCCAUCUCCUCCCACCCACCGACCCCCGCUCAGAACGCGUCGCCAGAGUCACAUCUCGGCUCAUCACCGCCCUCGAAGAGCAGAACAACCACGUCGUCUCGGGUGCAUCGUGGCCGCCGAGGUCUCAAGAGCUGGCACGGGUCAUGGCGGAGCGAGAGGAUGCGCUGGGGCAUUAUGGGCAUCAUCACCACUCGGAGCGGUAUGCGCCGAGCGGGAUUGCGCAUAGCUCAUUCAUGCCGUUCAGACCGCAGAGCAGUAAUCCGCUGAAGAUGCUGGAGGGGGCGGACUGGACGCUGUAUGUGGUGGACUCGCCGUCUAUCAAUGCGUUCUGCCUGCCUAGCAAGGAGGUCUUCGUGUACACCGGCCUGCUGGAUACGCUGCCGGACGAUGAUGCCAUGUUGGCGGCAGUGCUGGGCCAUGAGAUUGCGCAUGUGAUGGAACGGCACAGCGUGGAGAAUCUCGGAUUCCUCAAUGUCGCUGCGGUUGCUUUCGACGUCCUACGAGGCAUCUCAUUCGCUCUGACCAUAUCCUUCCCAUUCGUGACCGACUCAGCCGGGAUGUUCAUCAACUACCUAAACGACGUCGUCGCCUCCCGCGCCUACUCUCGCAAACUCGAAGAAGAAGCCGACGCCGUAGGUCUCGAGCUGAUGGCCACGGCGGGCUACGAUCCCCGUGCGGCGCUGGAUCUAUGGGAGCUCAUGAGCUGUGUAGAGGAGGAUGCGGUCCGGUCGGGGCGGAGCUCCAAGUCGAUCGAGCAGAUGGUGGGGUUCUUGAGGACGCAUCCGACCAGUGAGGCGAGGAUGAGGGCGCUGGAGAAGGAUAUGGAGGGGGCGAUGAGGACGUGGAGGGAGCACUUGCCGGCGAGGCCCAAGAUUGUGCAAGGCGAGGGUAAGGGGGCGGAGCAGGAGCAGAAGGGGACGGCGAGGUCAGAGAUAGAAGUGUCAGAAGGCUGCGGAUCUGAGAGGAAGGAUGGACAGAUAUCUAAGGGGGACGGAGAAUGA
This is a messenger RNA of Dioszegia hungarica, 1497 nucleotides long. RefSeq names its product peptidase family M48-domain-containing protein. Gene Ontology annotation, molecular function: metalloendopeptidase activity. Bases 1 to 1497 code for a protein of 498 amino acids. The record is from RefSeq and is a predicted model, not a curated record. The transcript is spliced from 7 exons. Gene Ontology annotation, biological process: mitochondrial protein processing; protein quality control for misfolded or incompletely synthesized proteins. NCBI's taxonomy places the organism in Eukaryota, Fungi, Basidiomycota, Tremellomycetes, Tremellales, Bulleribasidiaceae. Gene Ontology annotation, cellular component: mitochondrial inner membrane.